AUGUCAGGUGUGGAAGAAGAUAUUCGAAAGAAAAUCGAAAGAGAGCGUAACAUUAUUCAAGGUGCCUCUAACCUCAAAAAAAAGACACGAAAUGAGAUGGUUAUUCAAAAAUGUGAUAUGAACAUUAGAGAAGCACAACAGAAUAUCAAAUAUUUGGAAGAAACACUACAAAAGUUCCAAUUGACAAGUAAUGACCAGGGAUCAACAACUGAUCCAACUCAUAUUUCUUCCAGCAAUGGCAAUACUAAUACAGCUAAAGGUUAUGGUCAGCUAUCAACAAUUGGUAAGAAUGAGAAUACAUAUUCUAGAUUAGACUUAGUCAAAUAUGACUGCCCAUCAUUGGCCCAGAGAAUUCAGUACAUGCUUCAACAAUUGGAAUUUAAAUUACAGGUUGAAAGGCAGUAUCAAGAAGCUAAUACCAAAUUAACAAAAUUAUAUCAGAUAGAUGGUGACCAAAGGACCAGUUCUGCUGCACAAGGUGAACGAGAAGAGUCAAAAAGUAGGAUCCAACUUUUAACAAAGGCCUUAAAGAAAUAUCAAGCAAUUAAUGUUGAUAUUGAUCAACUGAAAGCAACAGAUACUGCCUCAAUUUCCAGUACUUCUCAACCAAAGUUUAGAAGGAAACAAUUGUCGGGGGUAUUAACCAUAAAUAUUAAUGCCAUUAGGGAUGUUGACCAUAUUCAGUCGCCAAUGUUUUUAAGGAAGCCUGACACUUAUAUAACUGUUAAGAUUGAUGAUGCAAUCAAAAGCAGAACUAGACCAUCAAGAACAGAUAAAUGGCAUGAAGAAUUUCAUAUCCAAGUAGGUAAGGGAAAUGAAGUUGAAAUUACAGUAUAUGAUGAUAUCAACAAUAAAUUAACUCCUGUUGCUGUAAUGUGGUUCUUACUGUCGGAUAUUGCAGAAGCCAUUCGUAAAAUAAAAGUUGGAAAGACGAACGAACAACAAGGCUGGGUCAAUGCUUCUCGUUUAAUAAGUACCAGACAUGAUACUCAUCCUCACAAUGGCAGCGUAAAUGGAACACCUAGUAGCCUAGCAAAGAGUAACACUAGACUACCACCUCCAUCAUCAGGUUCGAAUUUGAGAUCUCCAGGGAACGAGCCCUUGCCAAUAACUAUUCAAUCUUGGUUCGUUUUAGAACCUACUGGUAAAAUCCAAUUAACUUUGGGCUUUGCAAAGACCUCAGAAAUAAAGAAAAAGAAUAUCGGAGCAGCUGGUGGUUUACAUCGUCAAGGUGCUAUUGUUAAUAGAAACGAAGAAAUUUAUGAACAACAUGGACAUCAUUUUGUCCAAAAAUCAUUUUAUAACAUCAUGGAGUGUGCCUAUUGUGGCGAGUUUUUAAGAUACAACGGUCUACAAUGCCAAGAUUGUAGAUUCUUAUGCCAUAAAAAGUGUUAUACUAAUGUUGUUACCAAGUGUAUUGCUAAAACAACGAGUGAUGCAGAUCCUUCUGAGGCAAACUUAAGCCACCAUAUACCACAUAGAUUUGAGCCUUUCUCUAACAGAGGUACUAAGUGGUGUUGCCACUGUGGUUAUAUAUUACCCUGGGGAAGACAAAAGGUAAGAAAAUGUAGCGAAUGUGGUGUUAUGUGCCACGCACAAUGUGCUCAUUUAGUCCCUGAUUUCUGUGGUAUGUCUAUGGAAAUGGCUAAUAAGAUACUACAAACUAUUCAAGACACUCAGCGUAGCCAAGAAAAGAGAAAGAGAAGAUCGUCACAACUAGUCAAAAAGAGGCCAUCUACUCUACAUAAACAAACUAGUGCUACAACGACGCCAAGACAGCCUGAAACUCCACAACCAAUACCACCUACUCACAGGGAACCCGAUAUAUCCCCACUAAGGGGACAUGGAUUGUCGCCAAAAAAAAUAUCCAUGUCAGACAUAUCAAUGGAUUCUGACCAAAAUAUACCUAUCACCGAACCUUCGACUAAGACAGCUGAUCUCUUUGGGGAACAAGACCUGUAUUCUAAUUUCACUACUAAUGCAACUACUAAUGAACAGCCUGGCACACAUGGUAGUCCUUCAAAAGAAUCUAUUGGUACUAAACAUUUUAGCCAAACAUCAUACCCAGACAUUAACAUUAAUGAACCAUUUUCAGAACAGCACCAGAACAUACCUGAACCAAUUCAACUACUAUCUACUUCUACAUCUAAUGUUAUCCAACCGGAGAUUGCCCCAGAUAUAAAUCUGGAGAAUAAUAUUCCAAUUGAAAGCUUACCUAGCGGCGUUAAUCCGUUCCGUGAUAUGAAUGAAGAUUCAUUCCAAGAACAACAAGAUACAGCUAUUACUGAAACCUCACCUGAAAAAACCCAGCAUUUUGCAAAGAGCGAGAAACACAUCUCAAAAAGCUCACUUUCAAGCAUUUCGCCACAUAAAGUGACACAAACUAGACAUAAAAGAAAGGCUUCCAAACGUAGGAAGGUGUCCUUAGAUGAUUUUAUUUUAUUGAAGGUUUUAGGUAAAGGUAAUUUCGGUAAGGUUUUAUUAUCUAAAUCGAAAAAUACAGGUACUAUAUGUGCUAUUAAAGUAUUGAAGAAAGAUCAUAUUAUCCAAAAUCAUGACAUUGAAAGUGCAAGAGCCGAGAAGAAGGUAUUUUUGUUAGCAUCAAAGGCUAAACAUCCAUUUUUAACUAACCUAUAUUGUUCUUUCCAGACUGAGAACAGAAUCUACUUUGCUAUGGAAUUUGUUGGUGGUGGGGAUUUAAUGUGGCAUGUGCAAAACCAAAGAUUAUCUGUUAGGAGAGCGAAGUUUUAUGCUGCAGAAGUUUUACUUGCAUUAAAAUAUUUCCAUGAAAAUGGUGUUAUAUAUCGUGAUUUGAAAUUAGAGAAUAUACUGUUAACUCCUGAAGGUCAUAUCAAAAUGGCUGAUUAUGGUCUUUGUAAAGAUGAAAUGUGGUUUGGUAAUACAACUUCAACAUUCUGUGGUACUCCAGAAUUCAUGGCCCCUGAAAUUCUUAAGGAACAGGAAUAUACAAAAGCAGUUGAUUGGUGGGCAUUUGGUGUUUUAUUAUAUCAAAUGUUAUUAUGCCAAUCUCCCUUUUCUGGGGAUGAUGAAGACGAAGUUUUCAAUGCUAUCUUGACGGAUGAACCCUUGUAUCCAAUUGAUAUGGCUGGGGAUAUUGUCCAAAUAUUCCAAGGCCUAUUAACAAAAGAUCCUGAAAGCCGUCUGGGGGCAGGCCCUCGUGAUGCUUUGGAAGUUAUGGAAGAGCCAUUCUUCAAUAAUAUUAACUUUGAUGAUAUCUUGAACUUACGCACAAAGCCACCAUAUAUUCCUAAAAUUAAUGGUAGUGAAGAUACUUCCUACUUUGAACAAGAAUUUACAGCAGCACCUCCUACUUUAACACCUAUUCCUUCUGUUCUAUCAAUUAAAGACCAAGAAGAGUUCCGCGGCUUCUCAUUUAUGCCUGACGACUUGGAAUUGUAG
This is a messenger RNA of Henningerozyma blattae CBS 6284, 3420 nucleotides long. It is a transcript of the gene PKC1, whose product is annotated as protein kinase C. The transcript has a single exon. Gene Ontology annotation, biological process: signal transduction; fungal-type cell wall biogenesis; protein phosphorylation. Gene Ontology annotation, molecular function: ATP binding; diacylglycerol-dependent serine/threonine kinase activity. The record is from RefSeq and is a predicted model, not a curated record. NCBI's taxonomy places the organism in Eukaryota, Fungi, Ascomycota, Saccharomycetes, Saccharomycetales, Saccharomycetaceae. Bases 1 to 3420 code for a protein of 1139 amino acids.